AUGCUUCCCACCUCACCCCCCCUUGACCUGAUAGUCUCCGGCACUAUUGACCUCCCCCAGGGAAUGACUCUCGUCCUUUCUUUUGCGAUCGACGGAAUAAUCGGCACCAACUCCUUGCAAAGUUCAUACACAGUCAAUACUGAUGCGGUGCUAGUGAUGAUCCUAUUGCUGAGGUGGGAUGAAACAGUCCUCAUACCAGCUGAAACCCAUGCCUCGUACUACGUAUACUAUCAUUCUCAUCACAGCAGCAUCAAUUCAAUUGACUGUUUGUCAUGGUCACCAUGGAGCCCCGACUGGCCGGGACAUUUCCUGCAAUCUCCUGCACCUCCCCCCGAUCGUCUCCCUUUCCCCCCACGCCCCUAA
Aspergillus luchuensis is the source of this 363-nucleotide messenger RNA. RefSeq lists its product as uncharacterized. The record is from RefSeq and is a predicted model, not a curated record. The transcript has a single exon. Bases 1 to 363 code for a protein of 120 amino acids. Lineage: Eukaryota; Fungi; Ascomycota; Eurotiomycetes; Eurotiales; Aspergillaceae.